GCGUUGUCAACGGUGAAUGCGCUGAAGUGUGGUCCUGUCACUUCCACCGUGUUCAAAACAUUGGAAAGACCUCGGCGAGCAUGCGCACAGUACAGUGUUUUACUUUCAUUCACACACAAAGCUACAGAAUAUCAGGUUGUUUCUUGAUGAUUAACGCCGUGCCAACAUUUUUGCAUUAUUCUUAGUCCUCGCUUUUGGUGAUUGACGUUUAAAGGUUUAAGAGAGCACAAAGCCAUACAAUGAAGAAACGUUAUGUGGACGCUAACAGGCUACGGAAAAUGAAAAAGACGAAAAUCACCGAGAGGAUUUCUGAAAGUGCUUAUACAUUUCUGAAGUUUGUCAUGGUAUGGAUCCUGGUUCUCUUGGCAGAUUUUAUUCUUGAGUUCAGAUUUGAAUAUCUUUGGCCAUGCUGGCUCUUCUUUGGAAGUGUUUACACUACUUUUCAUUGCCAUGGAUUGGUUAUUUGCGUGGUUUUUGUGUGUGCUGCAUUUACUCUUGACAUAUUCUGUCUAAUUUUUGUACCUCUGCACUGGCUGUUCCUAGCCGCAAGCACAUAUGUUUUAUUCAACUACAUAUGGCACACAGAGAAAGGACUGUGUAUGUCCACAAUAUCUCUCUGGAUUCUGCUGGUAUACACCGAGGCAUCACUCAGGUUCAAAGACCUGAGAAGCUCUCAUAUCAACCUGUCUCAUCUUUUUGCUGCACAUUGUAUUGGUUACCCAAUAGUGUAUUUGGGAUUUGAUGCAACCUGCUACCUCAGCAGCAUCUUCAAACUGCGCACGCAGAAAGCAGUCCGCACCGAGAAUGACUUUCAUAUGCGGCUGCUGGAGCAGUCUCUACCUCCCGGAGUGCAGUACUACCCCAAAUGCGUGACAGACAGCAAGGAAAAUAACAAGUGGAAGGCAAAGCCAGAAUCCACACAGUACCAGUGUCAAAACGGGGCCGCCUCUGCAGAGGACAAAUACCUCGUUGACUGCCUUCAGAUUGACGGGGCUCAGAAGAGGGUUGACAGGGACUUGGAGGACGUUAGGGCGGGCGCCCCGAAUUCCUUGCCUCCAGAACCGAAAGCCUCGGAGGGCGAAUCCAGAGAGGGCGCGCGGGGGCGUGGGACGGGGCUGUCUGACCCCCUGGGGGCCCUGGAGAGCCUGAUGCAGGAGGAGCAGGGAGCCAAAACCCCCAAAACCUCCAAGGUGUCCUCGCCCAAAGCGCGCAGGACCUCCAGCAGUGCCGUGCCUUCUGUCAAAGGGGACAAGAAGCAGAAGAGUGGCACCAAAACUGUCAGUCCGAACAGAGACACGCCCGAGAGGAGCCCCUCUGCCAAUCAGAACAGCUACUCCGACCAAAUCGCCAAGAUGGAGCAGGAGCUGCGCAGGCUGAAGGGGGAGCUGCAGGUGAGCAAGCAGAGUGAGCAGGAGCUGCGCAGUCACGUCUGCAACCUCACCAACAGCGAGAGGAGCCUGCGCCCGGAGGUGUCCCUGCUCCGACAGGCGAACGACCUGCUGCAAAACAAGAUUCUGUGUCUGAUGAAGAGUAAGCAGAAGGACAGACAGACGAGUGCACUCCUGGAGAAGAAGAUGAAAGCGGAGACAGAGGCUCGGGCUGCUGUCGAGAAACAGCUCACAGAACUCCAGUCCCGUAAAUUAGACGAGGCUUCUUUGCUGCCUCACAAUGCUCUUUCAACAAGCAGGCAGGAACACUCAGAGACCCAAACGUUAAAGAAAAAAGCUAAAGAGCUAGAGACAGAAUACAAACAACUUCAACUGGAGUUUCAAAGGAAAGAGGGUCAAACAAUAGCGCUAGAGAAUGAAGUGGAGAUGCUCCGUAAAUACAAGGGCGUGGAGCAGGAUGCUGACAUGCUGCUCUCAGCGCUCUCCGCAAUGCAGGACAAGACUCAGCACCUGGAGUACAACCUGAGCGCCGAAACGCGGAUCAAACUGGACCUGUUUUCCGCACUGGGAGACGCUCGCAGGCAGUUAGAGAUUGCUCAAGGAAAACUAAUCAAACAGGAUCAAGAGAUUGGAGAGAUGAAACAGAAGAUCGCGGAGGUCAUGGCUGUUAUGCCUGGUAUAUCAUACACGGUCCCUCACCCCAUAGUGCCCCAGUAUCUGACAAAGUUCCUCAACUCAGACAAUUACAGGCUUGAUCCCAGUGCGUUAAUGUACCAAUGUCUUAAGAAGUAGAAACACUAUGGAGUUUAAAAAAAAAAUGAAAUGAUGCAAGCCUUUUUUUGAUGACACACACAGAACAUAUUUGCCUAGAGUCUUUGAACUUGUCAGAUUGUGGGGCAUUCCCGCCUCGAAGACACCUGACAACAUGAAAGUCUUCUCCAGUGUGGUGCUGGGAUACAGCUAAUAACACUCCUGUUUGCAAAAUCCCAGCUUCCUAAAUCUGGUACUAAAGUUUAGUGGUUCUAACAAAUGAAGGGUAGAAAAAAUCAAGACCCUGCUUGGAGAUCAUCACGGAGAUACACAUGUGACAUGUAAUAUCUAACUAGUCCCAGAGCCAAAUUACAACAUGGCGUUACAUCUUUUAUUGAA
Molecule: messenger RNA, 2537 nt
Organism: Megalops cyprinoides (Indo-Pacific tarpon)
Lineage: Eukaryota; Metazoa; Chordata; Actinopteri; Elopiformes; Megalopidae
Product: macoilin
Exons: 11
Coding region: 240-2180 (646 amino acids)
Biological process (GO): neuronal signal transduction
Cellular component (GO): rough endoplasmic reticulum membrane
Source: RefSeq, a predicted model, not a curated record